AGCUUUGCCCUGACUCUUGAAGCUGAUUUGAUUGGCUCCUACAAUCACGUGAAUGGUGACGGCUAAGGAGCCGAGGUAUAGCGCACGGUCUAUACUGAAUUCCGCAACUCGAUCAUGAUUCAAUACUCCUCUAUGUGGUCAACUUCAAAGGCUUCAGAAGCGCCAAAAGGAUGUAGAAGUCAGCCAUGAAAUAAAUCCAAUAUAAUUCCAAUAUCUAUGAAGUCAUUGUCUGAAUUGUUACAUAAUUCACUAUACAGCGAGAAUCUAGCAAGUUUAUAUAUUGGUUUCUGGAAUUAUAUUCCCCGAAGUUGAUCAUCCUUAUAUCAAACGUUGCUACUUCCCCGCAUUUACAAUGGUUGCAACUCAUCAUCUCGCGGCCCCUAUUCCCACCGAACUUCCCGACCUUGAAUCUGAUGAAUACUUCUCUGAAGUACAAUGGCAGGUCCUGUACGCGUUGGUUGACGCCGUUAUCCCGUCAAUUGUUGCCGAGCCAAGCGCGAUAGACCGGAAUGCCCAGCUGUGCAUUUCCCAGUCUCAGUACGACGAAGCUUACGAGCACACUGAAAGAUCUCUAAAGUUUCCACCGGACCCGCAGAAAUUUCGCCAGUAUAUGGAAGCGAGCCCGUUGGACAACCUACGAUUUACGCGACUGCUCAAACGUACCAUACAGGGUGUCCCGCUCACCAAUCGUAGACAACUAGGGCGUAUCCUGAACAUAAUAGCGACUCGUCCAGGCAGUCUGGCUGCGACGGGCUACUAUACUCCUUUACACGAACAGCCAGUUCACGUAAGAGAAUCAAUCAUCCAAGCAUGGAACCAGUCUUGGGUUAGUGCUUGGCCAUUUCUGGCGAAGACUAUUACCAAGUUAGCUCGGGUAUGUUUUGCGAAGACAGACCCCUUGCUACACGAAAUUAGUGACUAUAGGGAUGUUGUCGACAACUAUAGACCUGGGCCGUCAUUUGACUUCAAUUUCAUGCAAUUCGAAGCUGGAGCUGAGCCUGAAACUGUCGAGACCGACGUCGUGAUCGUGGGCUCCGGCUGUGGAGGAGCUGUAUGCGCCAAGGUCCUUGCUGAGGCUGGUCACAGAGUUAUCGUUGUUGAUAAGGGUUACUACUUCCCCCCUUCACGACUACCAAUGACCGUUGAAGCAGCCCACGAAUACCUCUACGAGGGUGGUCCUGCACUAACCGCUGACGGUUCUACUAACGUCAUUGCGGGGAGUUGCUGGGGAGGAGGCGGGACCGUGAACUGGAGUGUGUGCCUGCAGCCUCAGGGUUAUUUACGGCAGGAAUGGGCAAACGAGGGACUAGGCUUUUUCACCACACAGGAGUUCCAGAAUUGUCUUGAUCGCGUGUGUGAUUUCAUGGGUGUCAGCGAUGCUCAUAUACGACAUAAUCACGGAGCGAAGGUUAUCCUCGAGGGUGCAACAAAGCUUGGCUGGUCCGCUAAGCCAUGCCCUCAAAAUACCGGGGGCGCCGAGCAUUAUUGUGGUCGUUGUUCACUUGGCUGCGGAUCCGGCGAGAAGCGGGGCACGGCUGUAAGCUGGCUUCCGGCUGCCGGCAAGGCAGGCGCCAAGUUCAUCGAAGGAUUUAGAGCCUCUGAAAUACUCUUUGAGGGCGCAGGCGGCUCUAAGAAGGCAGUCGGAGUGCUAGGGGCAUGGACGUCACGAGACGAGGAAGGGAAUGUCCAAAAACCGGAGUCUGAAAGGACCCAAAGACAACUUCGAAUCAAAGCGAAGAAAGUGAUUGUAGCUUGCGGCACGUUCCACAGUCCGUUGCUAUUGAUGAGAAGUGGACUGAAGAAUCCCCAUAUUGGCAAAAAUCUCCACAUACAUCCCGUUAGUCAUCUCAAUGCCACUUUUGACAAGGACAUCAAAGGUUGGGAAGGCAGUAUCUUGACUAGUGUGUGUACCAGCUUUGAAAAUCUCGACGGUAAAGGGCACGGGGUGAAACUUGAGCCGAGUAGCAUGAUUCCAGAUAUGUUUCUGUUCGAACAUCCAUGGCGGAGCGCUCUUCAGUACAAGCUUGAUGCGCUUCGCUGCCGACAAAUGAAUACCUAUAUCUCCAUAGCCCGGGAUCGCGACACCGGCCGCGUGUAUCCGGAUCCAGAUGACGGGCGGCCUAUUAUCGAUUACCACCCAUCAGCCUUCGACCGCAAGCAUAUACUAGCCGGUAUCAUCGCCCUAGCAAAGAUGUGCUACAUCCAAGGCGCGACCGAAAUAUGGCCUUUUGUCCAUAGCGUACCAUCGUUUGUACGACGUUCUAAACCAACCGGCCCUACCACGGAAAGGGGCGAAGACGACGACAUCGAUCAAGGCAUCAACGACCCUGAUUUUGUUGCUUGGAUCGACAAGCUAGAGCGCACCGGGCUCAGCGCCCCGGACGCGACGUUCACUUCGGCGCAUCAGAUGGGCACUAAUCGCAUGAGCGCGCACCCGUCCCGCGGCGUCGUCGACCCAGAAGGUAGAGUCUGGGAGGCGCAAAACCUGUACGUGGGUGACGCGAGUGUCUUUCCAUCUGCGAGCGGUGUCAACCCUAUGAUAACCAACAUGGCCAUCGCAGAUUGGAUUGCCAGGGGGAUCUCGCGAGACUUGAAGAAAGAUGAUCGACUUCGCGCCGCUUUGUGAAAUGUCUGACUUCGAGGGAGGAAGUGGCUUGAAAUUUAACCCUGGAAAAGUCAUGGAAAGUAUACAUCAUUGUGUCAGUCAUUACAGCCUAUAUUUGAUUCUCUCCGGACAUACAUGAUUGUGUGUAGGUAUACAUACUUAGGUAUCUUAGAAGUAGGUGUAUUCCUUACACAAUGUAAACCUACCUCUUAGUGAGUACCUACUUAGCUUCCCUCUUUCAACUCUAGGGAACUUUUAAAUUUUACGCGCGUAGACAGAAGGUCCCGAGUCUUUCAGGUCAUACCGAUUUGUGUAAUUCUCAAUCCUCACAUAUGACAAUAGCAUCCCGCAUGUACCACAAAGUCUCACUUACCUAGGUGAACAUGUAAUUUGACAGGUCUGACUCGCUAGGUAAGACUUUCAUCGGCCUAAGUGCUACAUAAGGAGCUAGAUUAAAUAUCAGCUCGCCGUUCGGUCUAUUUACUCUCUUUGACAUAGCGCUUUGCCACCGGCGUUGGAGAGUGAGAUUUCCC
Annulohypoxylon truncatum is the source of this 3138-nucleotide messenger RNA. RefSeq names its product long-chain fatty alcohol dehydrogenase. Lineage: Eukaryota; Fungi; Ascomycota; Sordariomycetes; Xylariales; Hypoxylaceae. Bases 353 to 2626 code for a protein of 757 amino acids. Gene Ontology annotation, molecular function: flavin adenine dinucleotide binding; long-chain-alcohol oxidase activity. The record is from RefSeq and is a predicted model, not a curated record. The transcript has 6 exons.